GAGGCUCAGCAGAUCCUGGAGCAGCGGGCUACCUCCAUUCUCACCUGGCCAGUCAGGAACUGUAAAUCUUCAAGAUGAUCAAAGCAGCGUUGUCCGUCCUCUUGGUCCUGGUGGCCAUGUCCUCCGCAAAAUACAUCCCUAAAUCUGGCAAGAGGAUCCCUCAGACUCUGUCCCGAGGUUGGGGCGAUCAGCUGAUCUGGGCUCAGACCUACGAGGAGGCUCUCUACUGGGCGAGGUCAAGAAACAAGCCUCUGAUGGUCCUCUUUCACCUUGAGGACUGUCCACACAGCCUGGAACUCAGGAAGGUUUUCUCUGAGGACAACGGGAUCCAGAGAAUGCUCGACGAGGAGUUCAUCGUCCUCAAUCUGAUGUAUGAAACCACAGACAAACAUCUGUCUCCUGAUGGACAGUAUGUACCCAGGAUCAUUUUUGUCGAUCCCACAAUGACGGUGAGGGCCGACAUCGUGGGUCGCUACUCCAACCGCAUGUACGCCUACGAACCACUUGACAUCAAACUCUUCAAGAGCAACAUGGAAAAGGCGAAGAAGCUCCUGAAGUCCGAGCUGUGAGCACAGUACCAUGCUGUCACUACUGUUUACAUGUGGAAACCAAGCAUUUGGAAGGGCUCCUUCUGAUUCUUACCGUUGUUAUUAUUGCUGUCUUUUGAAUAAAUAUAGAACUAUUCACACAUACAA
Molecule: messenger RNA, 695 nt
Organism: Cyclopterus lumpus (lumpfish)
Lineage: Eukaryota; Metazoa; Chordata; Actinopteri; Perciformes; Cyclopteridae
Gene: agr2
Product: anterior gradient 2
Exons: 8
Coding region: 75-569 (164 amino acids)
Cellular component (GO): endoplasmic reticulum
Source: RefSeq, a predicted model, not a curated record